UACGUGACGUCAUUUUAUAAAAGGUUAAUCAAAAUGGCGGCGCCCAUUACAAUGGUUCCUGACUUAAAAAUUUAUUGUUAGGAAAAUGAGUCACCCCUUCUUUGUGGGCCUGUCAGUGGUUUUAGUAGUAUUCUUAAUUCUGAUAUUUGCGUUCGGGUGUGCCUUAGCUUGGACAGAAAAGAAGAAAGACCCUGACAUUGCAACAGAAAGAUUGUUGAGUUUAACUCCGCGUAAUGAAAGCAAUAGCUCAAAGAUUCAACGAUCAUUAAAACGCCCCCCGAAGACAUACCAACAACAUGGAAUGCACGUUUAUAACAGACACGAUGAAAUGCCUGUACAUGAAAAUGAACGUGUGAACCUACCUGAUAAAACAUGGAAUAACCGAAAGUCUCAAUUUUGUUGCGGGGACAUAGAUGGUUUGUUUGAAAUAGACAAAGAAACUGAUUAUCUCAACCACAGAAGCAGUUACAUAAACAGUAAACAUUUUAAGUCAAGCAAUGAUUACCAGAGCCUAAACAGGCGUCAGGGCGAUACGACUACUGGAGUGCACAAAACAAUAAAAACCAAUAAUAAACCAACAGAUUUCCAACGAGUGCAUUAUGUGAAUGGAAUAGAAACAGACGCCGGUAGAGUCCAUCCGCCUAGAAGAAAACUCUCAGUUAAGCAAAUGGUGGAAGAAGCAAAACGGAUAGCGCAAAUGGGCCAACAACAUGAAACAGGCUUUACACUAAACAGUUGUACAGUAAAUACGCAAGCGUCCCGAUCAAAAGAAGACAUCAAAUUGCCAAAAAAUCAAUCAACAUCUUACAGACCUGUUGAAUUAAAUGUCAAUGGACAAGAUAUUCAUAGGAAAAGACCUUCAGAAAAACAGAAUGCACAACUAAAAGGAAGUACCGACGAUUCUUUUGUAGACAGCAAUGGAUAUUUAACUUUGCACGGGAAUGAGUAUCCUUUCAACUCAUAUGACCACGAAAGUCUGCCGUCAUUUCCAUAUCAUCGUGGAAAAGAAAAUUAUUUAUCUCAGCAUGAUAGUGACGGAUACGCUGUCGAUACAUCAUUAGACGGCUUGUCUGAAGGUGAAUCAAUCAGUAACUACACACAGUCUCCUAAAGGGCCAUCAGUUAAAAGGGAUAAUGAAACAGUCUUAUCACCGUUAUCUAACAGGCAGUUGCAUAGUAGCGAAAAACUUUCUUUGAAAGCAAUUCCAAGCAAACGAACCUUGGAUGAUUCGUCAGAUAAGGUUUUACCUCCGGAAAUAAACCAGGAGUCGAGUACGUUUGAUGAUUUAUUCACUAGUGAACUGAAAAUGGGCAUGGAACAAGUUGCUAGAGACAGAGCUUUUCAACAGCAGUCACCAAAAUCAAAACUUAGGUAUUUACGACGAAUGUGGGAAUUAAUGCACAGAGUGUUUCCUUCUUUUAUAAGCUCGAAGCCUGCAUCAAAUAUACCAUAUGAUCGGUUGUCAUCACAAAAGUCAAAAAAUAUUCCAGCACCAGUUCCCGGCUUGCCACCAGCAUCUGAAAUGUCACCUAGAGGUUCUACAGACUCAUUAACAUCGGUUUCUAGUAUGUCAACAAACAAUUCUCAACAGUCACCAGCAUCUGGUAUGUCACCUAGAGGUUCUACCCAGCAACAAACAUCAGUUUCUAGUAUGUCACCAAACAAGUCUCAGCAGUCACCGACAUCAGUGUCUGCACAUGAACAUGUUAAAGUAAGUGAACCAACACCUGAAUCUGAAUUGUCUACGGUAAAGGAAAUAUCACCGGAAGAAAAUAUUAAACACAAAACACCAUUCGUUCUGACGAGAAUAAAACAAUUACCUAAAUCAGAAUGCACAGAAAAACUGUAUCACAAAAAUGAAAAUCAUCUUUUUAAAUCCAUGCCCCUAAAAAAUAAGAAAGAACAAUCGAACCCUGAUACUGAUACCGAACAACAAGCAACUGAUAUAAAUUGCAAUCAGGAAAUAAUAAAUGCAGCAGCAAACGAACCUGAACGUAAGAUACAAACUACACAUGCUUCGAUACCGAACGAGAUAGAACAGGAAUAUCAAUCAGUAAAUGUUAUACAUAACUUAAACAAUAAAAACACACAUUUAAAAUUAAAACAUAACGAAGAUAGUAAAAACCAUCAAAUGACAGUCAUCAGUGACAAUGUAAAGGCGAAACAAACUUGCCAAGAUACUAGUUAUGAACAACAAUCAUCAGACAUUUCUGACGGCACAAAGAAACAAAUAACAAAACGUAGCGAAUACAUACAAACGCGCGAAUUUGAUAGCAGUCGUGAGAUGGUUCAUCUACCCACUACACCUAAAACGUCACCAUCGGACAAUUCUAUUGAUAACAAACUUAACAAGGAUGUCCAAAAUCACGAUGAAUGGGAUUCGAUUGUAACAGAUAGAAAGGACCUUGAAGGUCAACACUACAUAGAUAAUGUUUUAUCAGAAUCCGACUUCAAUCCCGGCAAAACUUCAACACCUCAAAAAAGCGGUACAGAUUUCUUAGAAAACGAAGCUAUUUCUUCCAUCAAUAGCAAAACACUGCCAUCACAACAGAUCAUCUGUUCAAACACGCCUUCAAAGGGUAACUCUCCGUUAGGCAAUGGUCCUGCACUACAUUCAAUAUUAAAGAAGCGUCGAGGAGCAAUCGCUGGAACAAGUAAGGACAUAUCCAGGUAUAACAAUGGUGUCUCGUUUUGGGACGAUAAAAACGCUGAAGAGACGCUUCAUGACAGCCCGACUGAAGAACAACCGAAAACUUCAACACCUAAACAAAGCGGUAAAAAUGUCUUAGAAAACGAGGCUAUUUCUGCCAUCAGUAGCAAAACACUGCCAACACAACAGGAUAUCACUUCAAACAGUCCUUCGGGUAACUCUCCGUUAGGCAAAGGUCGUGCACUACAUUCUAUAUUAAAGAAGUGUCGUGGAGCAAUCGCUGGACCAUAUAAGGACAUAUCCAGGUAUAUCAAUGAGGUUUCGUUUCGGGACGAUAAAAACGCUGAAGAGACGCUUCAUGACAGCCCGACUGAAGAACAACCGAAAACUUCAACACCUAAACAAAGCGGUAAAAAUGUCUUAGAAAACGUGGCUAUUUCUGCCUUCAAGAGCAAAACACUGCCGUCCAAACAUAAUAUCUAUCCAAACAGGCCUUCAAAGGGUAACUCUCCGUUAGGCAAUGGUCCUGCACUACAUUCUAUAUUAAAGAAAUAUCGUGGAGAAAUCCAUGGACUAAGUAAUGAUCUGUCUAGGUAUUACAAUGAGGUUUCGUUUUGGGAAGAUGAAAACGAAAACGCUAAAGAGAAGCUUCAUGACAUCCCGACUGAACAACCGAACACAUCAGUUCAUGAGAAUGGUUUUGGUAUGCUUUCACCUUCCUUGUCAGAAAAAAUUGCUAUGGUCAAAUGUAUAAAAGAUGAUCCAGAUGUCAGUGCUUUACUAGACAAUAUCAAAGGAAAAAGAAGAUUGAAUGUUCAAACCUCACCUGCUUAAAAGUUUGUUUUCAAAACUGGAAUAUAAAGCAAUUUUAAAGUCAUAUGGUUGCCAUAUUAAGUUUCUUAAAAUCUUAGGGACAGGUGUCAAAUUACAUGAUUAUAUUUUAAGUCCUAUACAUGUAUAUGGAGUAGAAGUAGCAAACUUACAUAAAAGUUGAAUACUUAUUGUACGCCAGAUUUUAAUAUGCUUUAUAAAUCAUUGUUUAC
Messenger RNA from Ruditapes philippinarum (Manila clam), 3693 nucleotides. RefSeq lists its product as uncharacterized. The transcript is spliced from 4 exons. Bases 86 to 3484 code for a protein of 1132 amino acids. The record is from RefSeq and is a predicted model, not a curated record. Lineage: Eukaryota; Metazoa; Mollusca; Bivalvia; Venerida; Veneridae.